AUGUCUCGUAGAGGUGUUAAAAAACCAAGACCUUCAAAAGUUUGUCUAACAUGUCGUAGACGUAAAGUUAAAUGUGACCAGCAACAUCCUUCAUGUAUGAGAUGUAUCAAAUCAUCGACUUUAUGUACUUAUACUUAUUCCACUCCCGUAUCAGAUGACUCUCUUCCAGAUUCUUUAGAUACUCCAAAAAGUAUGUCACAACCGAAAAAAAGUGUAAUGCCAACAACAGACCAGCUUAUGACAAUAGGUUAUACUCAUACUCCAUCUUCAAUAACGGAUCAUCAUGAUUUUAAUAAUAAUUUACCACCAUCAGAGGUAUCACCAUCAGAGUUACCAAAUGCAAACUUGACAAAUUCAAACUUGCCAAACUCUCCUCUCAUAUUAUCCCUUUGGCAUCCAAGUGAUACGAUGGUUGCAUAUGGUACUAUCACUUUUAUUGAACCACCAUUUGGCUUACAUACUAUUGUUCAAAGUGAUCAUUUCUCAAGAGCAUUUGCAGGAGCCGCUCAUGGUACAGCACUUUUCGAAUUACAAGAUAGUGUCAUUUUAAAUUCAGAAGGGAAACUAGUUCCAAGAUUAACAAAUUCUACCACCACUACAACAGCAGCCACUGCUAAAGAAGUUAGUUUACUGGUAUUCUUGGAAAAUGCUAUAAAGACAAGUAUUCAAUUCCAAAAAUUAUCUACUGAAAAUGUGCCGCCUGUAAAUUUCAUUUAUAGUUCAUAUGAUAUCAAUUCUAAUGUAAACCCAUUAUCAUUACCCAUUUUAAAGACUCUUUUGACAGAGAUUGAAAUAUUAUUAAUGGAUAGAGAAACUAUCGAUUCUCUAUUAAAGACUUUUUAUCAAGACAUUUACCCCUUAUUCCCCAUCUUGGAAAUUAAUGAUUUCGAAGAUGAAUUAAAGGAAAUCUUUGAUUUAUCAAUACCAAAUAGAUUACAAAUUAAUAUUGGUGAUGAAAAUGUUCGGAAAAAACUAGAAACAUUAACUCUUUUCUUGAUUAUAAUUACAAUCUCCUUAAAAUGUUAUUCUAUUGAUCCGCAAAGGAAAACGAUACAAGGUAAAGAUGCAUUACAAUAUGCAAGACAAUUUUCAUUAUUAUCACAUAAAUUAUUAUACUUGUUAAACGUUUUCAAAUAUACAAAUGAAUUAUCUCUCUGUUGUCUAUUGUAUUUCUAUAUUGCAGAAUAUUUAAAUCCAGAAAGUUUGAAAAACCAUGCCAAUAAUGAAACUUUAUUAUCAAUCAAAUGUUUGUACCAAAUGGCUUUGACUUUGGGUCUUUAUAAUGAGCCAACUAAAUAUGAUAGAUUAAUCUCUUCUAAUGGGAUAACUACUUCCGGAUUGAAUUUUAGAAGAAAACUUUGGUUUGGCCUUCAAAUGAUUAUAAUGCAAACUUCUUUAAGUGAAGGUGAUAUGUUUGGAAGUGAAGAUAUUUAUUUAAAUUUAUUCAUGCGAGAUGCUUCUUCUGAUAAAACUCCGAUGGAUAUGUUUGAAGAUAACAACGCGCCAGGUUUCGAUUCCACUUUAUCACAAAUAUUAUUAGAUCAAUAUAAAUUCCAUAUAUCUAUGGUUCAUUUAAUUCAAAGUUUACAAUAUUUUACUGGAAAUGCUAAUUUAUCCACAGUUUUAGAAAAUGUGGAAAUUUUAAAAUCAAUAUUAGAUAAAAAAUUUCCCCUAUCAAAAUUAAAAUCAAAUAGCCCCACUGGAUUUUUGAAUAAUAAUGAAUCUUCUUGGAGAGGUGCUACCCUUAACGCUUAUCACUUACAAAAUGCCACUCUUUUACGUAUCAAUAUCUUAGGUUAUAGUACUUUAUUAAACAUCUAUCAAACUUUAUUAUUCCAUUUCGAAGAACUUUGUAAAAAGGAUGCUAUCAAAUAUUCUCCUUAUUAUCAUGAUUUUACUUCAAAGGCAAUCUCAUCCUAUUGCCAAUUAUUCACAAUCGUUUCUGAAUAUCAACAAGAAAAAUAUAAAUCACAUAUCCCAACAAAUUUCAAAUUUGCAAUUAAUAGAUUGAUUUGUUUUACCAUAGUAAAGUUAUGGAUUUUCCAAUCUUCUUGUCUAUUAAGAAUAGCUUUUAAAAAAUUGCAAUUAAAUAUUACUUCAAAUGAUUCUAAUAAUCGAGUUGGAAAUAAUAACCCUCCAACUUUGCAAGAUAAUACUAUUAAUAAUAUUCUCAAUUCAAUAAAUGAUACUUUUACUUCUAAUAUGCGUGUACUUAACGGGUUUGCUAAUGAUCUGGGACAAUCAUAUAUUAGUAUUUCGGUGGCUUGUUCCAUGUUUAAAUAUAUUCAUUAUUUAGCAAAGAAUAAUGCAUUAACUACUUAUACAAAUCGAUUUUGGAGUAAUGGAUUUGAAGGUAAAAGUAUCCCAGUUUCGGUUCAAAGAAAAAUUGCAAUGAAAUGGGGAUUAAAUAUUAAAAAUUCUCAUAAAGUAAUGCAUAACUUAAAUAAUCCAGAAACUUUGGCUUCAUAUAAUCAACCCAUUUUAAAUGAGAUAUUAACUAUUCUUUCCAAUUAUAAUCCUAUAGUUUUCAAUAAAAGAGAUGAAUUAGAGCCUCAAUUAGAAUAUAAUUUAUCACAAGGUGUUACUGAAGAUUUAAUGAAUCAAUUUUUGGAAAAUAAUUUAGAAUGGGUUACAGAUGUUAUUAAUGAAAGUUUGGGAGAAUUACCAAACUUCUAUUAA
This is a messenger RNA of Henningerozyma blattae CBS 6284, 2679 nucleotides long. RefSeq lists its product as uncharacterized. Lineage: Eukaryota; Fungi; Ascomycota; Saccharomycetes; Saccharomycetales; Saccharomycetaceae. Gene Ontology annotation, molecular function: DNA-binding transcription factor activity, RNA polymerase II-specific; zinc ion binding. The record is from RefSeq and is a predicted model, not a curated record. Gene Ontology annotation, biological process: regulation of DNA-templated transcription. The transcript has a single exon. The coding region runs from base 1 to 2679 and encodes 892 amino acids.